AUGGAGGCCUUCUGUUCCUCAUACCUCAGAUUAGUAACCCUGCACAUCAUCCAGGCUGCAGGGUUCGACAAGACUUCAGAAAUAAGCCUUGACGUUUUAACAGAUAUAUUUGGUCGCUAUAUAACGCUUCUUGGACACACUGUCACAGAAAACGCCAAUCAUGCUGGUCGAGCCACACCAAACAUUUUAGAUCUAAGCCCAGCGUUUGAAUCACUCAACAUAGACAUGAGCGAUCUCAAGGAAUGGGUGACAGAAGGCGACGGCAAAACGUUGGAAAAUCUCGGACUGUCGAUUCCCAGUCCUCCCAUAAGAGACAUACUUCAGAGCGGUUUAGUGAAAAAUCAAAACGAGGUGAUGACCAUUGAUCCAUUUCCACCUGAUGUGAAGAUAGUAGAAAAGGUAGAGAUGGGAGACGAGUUGAAAGAAAACGUGAAAGAAGGAGAUGAUGAUGAAAGUGACGUGAAAGGUUAUGGUGAAGAGAAGGUUGGGGAAGGGAAGAUUGAGGGGGUCGUUGAAGGACAGGUCGAUGAGAGCGCUGUAAAAUCAGAAACAACGCUAGGUUCACCUAACGACAAAGAACCGGAAGUUGAAGAGAUGGCUAUAAGCGAAAAGGAAACGAAGCCUGAUGAGGCGCCGCCGUUAGCAGAAGUUUCACCGCAUCCUAAUUUUAAUCAAGACCAAGCUGCGACCAACUUGAAGCGUAAAAUAAGAUCCCCAUCAUGCUUAUCCGCCUAUGCCAAAGCUUCCUCAUCUGAUAUAGUCCAAUCGACUCUCAAAGCAUUUUCCUCACCGCAAGACUCUUAUUGGGAGAACGACGAUGUGCACAUAUCGGGGUUAACACGGAAGAAACACCGGCUUGACGAUGCGCCAAGCUGGCUUAUGCCGUAUAGCAGUAAAUCAUACUUACCUGAAGCGUGGGAAAGGGAUGUCAAGUUGGCAGAGGUCAGAGCCAAGUUUGGCUUGGACGUACCAUUCAUAGAUGGAGCGCAGCAAGCACGGCAACAGCCGAAACAACGACAACAAAAGCAACCGCCAAAGCAGCAAAAAGAACAAAAACGUGAACAAGUUCAGCCUCCACAUAAUUCUACGCAACGACAAAAAAAACCCUCGAAAUUCAAACUGAAACCGAAACCUGCGAAAUCUACGCCUGCAUCAGCCAGCGCUCCUAUGAAAAUAAAACUUCGCAUACCAGCGCCUCACAAACAAUCUUCGUCGCCUGCAUCAGUUCCAUCGACUCCCGUAUCCGCAAUAUCAGCCUCGUUGCCUUCGUCGACGCUCAACACACCAUCCGUAGUUGUAUCAAUACCCACCAUGAGUGACGAAGAGAUAAACUGUAUCUGCGAGAAUCCGCACAUGGACUAUGGAAAAUUCAUGAUUGCCUGUGAUAAUUGCGAAGUUUGGUAUCAUGGAAGUUGUGUUGGGUUUGGAGAUGGGACCGAUGUGGUAGUUGACAGUUGGUUUUGCAUGAGGUGUCAAAAGAGAGGGGAAAGUGCAAAGACGGAGAAAUAG
Molecule: messenger RNA, 1509 nt
Organism: Paraglomus brasilianum
Lineage: Eukaryota; Fungi; Glomeromycota; Glomeromycetes; Paraglomerales; Paraglomeraceae
Source: the annotation of a GenBank genome assembly